Messenger RNA from Colossoma macropomum (tambaqui), 3709 nucleotides. Its product is annotated as E3 ubiquitin-protein ligase TRIM39-like. Gene Ontology annotation, molecular function: protein binding; zinc ion binding. The transcript has 7 exons. Lineage: Eukaryota; Metazoa; Chordata; Actinopteri; Characiformes; Serrasalmidae. Bases 658 to 2367 code for a protein of 569 amino acids. The record is from RefSeq and is a predicted model, not a curated record.
AAAAAUAUAAGCUUUUACUUAUUUUUUUAGCUCCAAAAAAUACUGAGACAACCAGCAUAACUUCACUAGCCUUUAAUAGGGGUCACUAAUCCUACCUGUAAAAGGCCAGUGUGGAUGCAGGUUUUCAUUCAAACCUACCAGCAGCACAACUCAACUAAUCAGUCGCUUGAAAAUGAGAACAACUGAUUAAACAAGUUAAAUCAGGUGAUUCUGCUUGAUUGGGAUAAAACUCUGCAGCCACACUGACCUUCACAGAUAAAAGUGUCAAAGAUAUUGUAAAAUACUUCAAAGUAAUUAGUAUAUAGUUAUUUUAUAUAUUUGCAUUUUUACAAGGAUGAAUAGCUUUUUAUAUUUGUUUAAUACAGUGAGCAACAGGUGCAUUUUGGGAUCCUGUAAUUCAGUUGGUGAAUAUCUGCCACCUAGGGGUCAAACGUAAAAGUACAUAAAACAAUGACCAUGCAUUUGUGGGAGUGGCUUCGUCAUGCCUCUCAUCAGAAACGAAUCUCAUGCAGAGCUGUUUCAUAAUCAGAAUUCAGUUCUUCCAGCAGGACACAGUUUCCAGUUUGAAGGUUCUCCAAUCAGGAAGCUCAGUUAAACUCUACAGAUCAACUCUGAAGAAGCAGAAAAGCAGACCAAAGGAGAGAAAGUGAAAGUGUCAUGUCUUCCUCCAGCAGUCUCCUGUCUGAAGAUCAGCUCCAGUGCUCUAUCUGUCUGGAUGUGUUCACUGAUCCAGUCUCUACUCCAUGUGGACACAACUUCUGCAUGGUCUGUCUCAAAGAGUGCUGGGACAGCAGUUCACGCUGCCAGUGUCCAGUUUGUAAAGAGGAAUUCUCCAGAAGGCCUGAGCUACGUGUGAACACGUUCAUCUCUGGACUGGCUGCUCAGUUCAAGAAGUCAGUUCAGGUCAAAUCCAGCAGAGCUCCAGAGAAACGACCCUCCAAACCUAAAAUGGUUCUGUGUGACUCUUGCAGUGAGGAAAAGCUGGAGGCUGUAAAGUCCUGUCUGGACUGUGGAGUAUCUUACUGUGAGACUCAUCUGACGCCUCAUAAAACUGCAGCUAAACUCAAGAAGCACAAACUGAUGGACGCUGUGGAGAACCUGGAGGACUACAUCUGCCAGAAACAUGAGAGACCCCUGGAGCUGUUCUGUAGAGACGACCAGACGAGUGUGUGUCGGUUCUGCACUGAAGGAGACCACAAGACUCACAGCACUGUUCCUAUAGAGGAGGAGAGUGGAGAGAGGAAGAUUCAAAUGGGAACAACACAGGCAGAAGUUCAGCAGAUGAUCCAGGACCGACUGAAGAAAAUUGAGGAAAUCAAACAGUCUGUUGAACUCAGUAAAAAAAGCACAGAGAAGGAGAAAGCAGACAGUGUGGAGGUCUUCAGAGCUCUGCUGCGCUGCAUUGAGAGAAGCCAGGCGGAGCUGCUUGAGGUGAUGGAGGAGAAGCAGAAAGCAGCAGAGAGGCAGGCUGAAGAGUUCAUUAAAGAGCUGGAGCAGGAAAUCACUGAGCUAAAGAGGAGAGACACUGAGCUGGAGCAGCUCUCCCACACUGAGGACCACCUCCACCUCCUACAGGUUUACCCGUCCCUCUGCAGCCCUCCACACACCAAGAACUGGACUGACGUCAGGAUUAACACUCAUCUGAGGGUGGAGACUCUGAGGAGAGCUCUGUCUCAGCUUCAGGAAGAGCUCAGUAAGGAGAUGGAGAAGCUUGAUGAGAUGGAAAUGAAGAGAAUUCAACAAUAUGCAGUGGAUGUGACUCUGGAUCCUGAUUCAUCUCAUCCUAAACUCAUUCUGUCUGAUGAUAGAAAACAAGUGAGACUUGGAAACAAACGACAGAAUCUCCCUGAAAACCCAGAGAGGUUUGAUCCAUUGGUCAGUGUGCUGGGAAAGGAGGGGUUCUCCUCAGGAAGAUUUUACUAUGAGGUUCAGGUCAGACAGAAGACUGAGUGGGAUUUAGGAGUGACCACAGAGUCCAGUAACAGGAAGGGGGUUAUUACAGCCAGUCCUGAGAAUGCAUACUGGGUGGUGGCUCUGAGAAAUGAGACUGAAUAUACAGCAGCAGAUUCUCCUCGUGUCCCUCUCUCCCUGAAACAGGCUCCCCAGAAGGUGGGGGUGUUUGUGGAUUAUGAGGAGGGUCUGGUCUCCUUCUAUGAUGUUGAGGUCAGGUCGCAUAUCUACUCUUUCACUGGUCAGUCUUUUACUGAGAAACUCUAUCCAUACUUCAGUCCCUCCCUCAAUUUUGGAGGUAAAAACUCAGCACCACUGAUCAUCACACCUGUUAAACAGGCGUCAUGUUUCAAAGCAGAAAAGAUAAAAGUUAAAUGUAAAGAAAAUUCUGUAAUACAUGUUGCAAUAAAUAAAUAAACGAAGGCAUAUAUUUCAGAAAAGUACUCUACAUGGCAAUAAGAUCUAAUAACAGUUGAUGAAAUAAAGCAUGUUGCAACAUUUAAUUACUACACUGUAACUGAUUUUUUUAAACUUGCUUGAUUUUCAAGCAAAACAAGACAUUUUUCUUGGUGUAAACAGUUUGUUCAUUUUGUUUAUUUUUACUUUAAUCAUUCAAAGCAUGAAAGUGUCAAAUUUCCAUUUAAUAAUCAGAAAUUACUUAUUAAGAAGAAUUUGAAAUGAUUCAUUACUUGCAGAUCAAUCACAAGACACUGAGUUAAGCACAGUCAUCCUGAGAAGUUCUGCUGAUUCUGUCAGACUAGAACUUUCUCUGGAGUCUCCUGCAUAUUUCCAGUCUUCAGCUGUGCAGUUCUAGUUAGAGCUGUCUGAGACUGGGAGAUGAUGGUGCUUCAUCCAGCUGUUGAACACAAUUGAGAGGCCUCUGGACUGUGGUUAAAAAAAAACUGUACACAUAAAAGUUAUCCUGGAUGUUAAAACCCAUAUGAGAUCUCCAGCUUUUUGAAACUCCAGAGUUUCAGCCUGGUUCUGUGGUUCCUUUGUGGUUCUUUUAUUCAUUCUGUGGUUCCUUUAGUGGGUUUGAGGUUCGUUUGUGGUUCCUUUAGUGGUUCUGUGGUUCUUUUAUUUGUUCUGUGGUUCUUUUAAUGGUUCUGUGGUUUGGGACAGUAAAUCAAAGACACUAAUGCACAGUAACACUUCUUAUCAGUGCAGUGAAGCUCCUGAGAGUCAGACAGAUAAAUAUGAGGAAGUUUACAGUGUUUAGAAAAGUGUGUUUCACUCAGUUCUGCAGCUUUAAUCAUGUUUGUGUGAAGUAACAGGUGUUCAGAUGUGGUUUGUGCUUUGACUUCUCUGACUCCUCAGCUCAGAGCUAAAACCCAUGACAUCACUACCUCACUCUGUACCACAGCUGCUCUAAUUCACAUUCAUUCAGCAGAUCUUAAUGUACAACAAACAAUUCUUGUUUAUAUCAAAUUAUAUAAUAUCAUGUUAUAGGUCUUCUGUUCAGUGCAGGAAUCAAUAUCACCUGGGAAAUUUGUCUGGAUUCUUUAUACAAUAAACUAAAUGAGUGUAACCCAAAGAACGUGUAUUUUUAAUUGCUUUUUUCUCUGAGCAGUCAGUGUAUGUUGUUACAGACCACUGGACUCCUAACUAAAGGUACUGAAGAUGUACCUGGGAUGGUUCCACCUGAGUGACAGUUCAGUCCUUUUUAUCUGAGAGUAGAGAGAAAAAGAAAGAAACAGAGAUACACUAUAUGGACGAAAGUAUUGGGACACCUACACAUCACACCUACAGGAGCUUUCAU